Fukomys damarensis (Damara mole-rat) is the source of this 5794-nucleotide messenger RNA. It is a transcript of the gene Fam13a, whose product is annotated as family with sequence similarity 13 member A. Bases 275 to 3385 code for a protein of 1036 amino acids. The transcript is spliced from 23 exons. The record is from RefSeq and is a predicted model, not a curated record. Lineage: Eukaryota; Metazoa; Chordata; Mammalia; Rodentia; Bathyergidae. Gene Ontology annotation, biological process: signal transduction.
UCCCGGGCCCCGCGGAGAGCGCACCGUCGUCUCAGCUGUUCUUUUCUCUUUUCCUUUUUUUUGCUUUCUCUUCCUUCCUCCUGCUCCUCCUCCUCUUCCACGCUCUUUCCUUCACUGCUUUGAAAACUGGAAAAGUCUUAGUUUUUUCCCCUGUAACGUGCGGACCCCGCCGCGUCUGCCCCCGCGUCAGCCACCGAAGCGCGGUCGGGUCAGCGUCUUCCCUGGGCCGCGGUGCUGUUGGCGCUUGGAGCUGAGCGCGCAGCGCAGAGAGCAGAUGCGGGCUGCAGACCUCUCCCUGGACUCGCACGCCGACGGACUGCACAGUUGCAUCCUUCCGCUGUCCGGCGUGACGGAAAUUCUUCGGUUUCCUUACGCCGAGGAUCAAAGUAAAGCAGCAGUUCGGCUGAGAGAAGAUAUGAAAAAGAUAGUGGCAGUGCCACUGAGCGAACAGCAGGAUCCUGCCUACAAAAAGUUAUUUGGAGUCAGCCUGCCAGAGCUUCAGCAGCAGGGACUCACUAGGGACGGGGUGCCCAUGGUGGUGAGGGGCAUCGUGGAGCACUUGGUACAGCACGGACUCACUCAGGAGGGACUGUUCAGGGUGAGUGGCAGCGUGCAGGCAGUGGAGCAGCUGCGGCGGAGGCUGGAGAGCGGGGAGCGCCUGGAGCUUGGGCCCGGAGACUUGCACACUGCAGCCAGCCUGCUGAAGUGCUUCCUACGUGAGCUGCCUGGCGGUCUGUUCCCUGUGGUGCUGCAGCAGCGUCUGCUCCAGCUCUUUUGGGAUGGUCAGGAUGACAUGCAGAAGAGUAGCUUAAGAGAUUUAAUAAAAGAGCUUCCAGACACCCACUACUGCCUGCUCAAAUACCUCUGCCGGUUCUUGACAAAAGUAGCCAAGCACCAUGCCCAGAAUCGCAUGACUGUUCAAAAUCUGGCCACUGUAUUUGGACCAAAUUUCUUUCAUGUGCCAAGUGGUCAUGAAGGCGUGAAAGAACAGGACCUUUGCAACAAGAUAAUGGCUAAAAUUCUAGAAAAUUACAAUACCCUCUUUGAAGUAGAAUACACAGAAAAUGAUAAACAGAGAUAUGAGAAACAGGCCAGGCUUAUCAUAGUAAAAGAAGAGGAGUUUCAUAAGAACUCUCUACCCAUCCUUUUAACAAAAGGCUUAGAAAGAGAGAUGCCAAUACCAUCCCCAAAAUCCAAGAUCUCAAAGUCCAAGAGUGAGGGAUCCAUUCAGGUUCACCAGGUCCUGCAGCCAGAGCAGUCUGAUAGUGUUUCUCAGAUCAGCCUGCAGCUAAAUCGUAGGAAACCUCGCUUGGAUGAUGGGAAUCCUGCAGAAGACAUCAGUGGUGCCAAGUGGGUAACCAGCACUCGCAUAUCCCAAGUCAGCAGUGUUUCCACAACUGGAGAACUCUUAGAAAGAACCAUCCGGACAGCUGUAGAACAGCAUCUUUUUGAUGUUAACAGUUCUGGAGGGACAGGCCCAGAAGAUUCCGAGUCCGGAACUUCGUUAGCGUCUUCGGCCGCCUCAGCCAGGCAGCGCCGUCGCCAGUGCAAGGACCAGGCCGAGGCUGGACAUGGCAGAGAGCAGGGACUUAUCAACAAAGAAAAUAUUCCUUCUGGCUUCAACAACCUCGAUGAAUGUAUUUUGAAUAUUCAGGAAGUAGAAAAAAUACAUGAAAACACUUCUGAUUAUAUUGGAGAAAGGAGUAAGCCUAAACGUCAGAAAUCUAGUUAUAAACUUUCUGAGCUCAAUGAAAAUCAAGAUGGUCUUGUGAAUAUGGAAAGUUUCAAUUCCGUACGAUCAAAUGACAGGACUGGAGCUGAUGAUGUCAAACUGAUGUCUGAGGAAAGCAAAGAAAAUGAAAGAGAUGGUGGAGACACCCAGCAUUAUGAAAGCCCCACAAUGAAGAUUCAGGAGCAUCCCAGCACACCUGACAGCAAACAGCAGAGGAGUCAAGAUGCUGACGCCCAGGAGGAGAGCUUUGUCUCCGAAGAGCCCCAUGUAGACCUGGCUGCACUGGGAGAUGAGAAGAGCUGGGAAGAGCCCGUCCCCACCCUCUCCUCCUGGCAGCGGGAGGACACGGACUCUGAUGAGGCCCGCCUCUCCCCGCAGGCUGGGCGCCUGAUCCGCCAGCUUCUGGAGGAGGACAGCGACCCCAUGCUCUCUCCUCGCUUCUACGCCUAUGGGCACAGCCGGCAGUACCUGGACGACACAGAAGUGCCUCCUUCUCCCCCCAAUUCCCAUUCUUUCAUGAGGCGGCGAAGCUCCUCGCUGGGGUCCUAUGAGGAUGAGCAAGAGGACCUGACACCUGCGCAGCUCACACGAAGAAUCCAGAGCCUUAAAAAGAAGAUCCGGAAGUUUGAGGACAGAUUUGAAGAAGAGAGGAAGUACCGACCUUCCCACAGUGACAAAGCGGCCAAUCCAGAGGUUCUCAAGUGGACAAAUGACCUUGCCAAAUUUCGGAAACAACUUAAAGAGUCAAAACUAAAGCUGUCUGAAGAGGACUUAACCCCCAGGAUGCGGCAGCGCAGUAACACACUCCCUAAGAGUUUUGGCUCACAACUGGAAAAGGAAGAGGAGAAGAAGCAGGAUCUAGCCGACAAAGCACUGAAGCCCAGCGUUGAAGUCACCCUGGAAUCUAUCCAGAGGAAGCUGCAGGAGAAGCGAGCAGAAAGCAGCCGCCCGGAGGACAUUAAGGAUAUGACCAAAGACCAGAUCGCUAAUGAGAAAGUGGCCCUGCAGAAGGCCCUGCUGUAUUACGAAAGCAUUCAUGGGCGGCCGGUGACAAAGACAGAGCGUCAGGCUAUGAAGCCACUGUACGACAGGUACCGGCUGGUCAAACAGAUCCUGUCCCGGGUCAACACCAUACCCAUCAUUGGGUCCCCCUCCAGCAAGCGGAGAAGCCCUUUGCUGCAGCCAAUUAUCGAGGGUGAAACGGCUUCCUUCUUCAAGGAGAUAAAGGAGGAAGAAGAAGGGUCAGAGGACGAUGGCAGCACAAAGCCAGACUUCACGGUCACUCUGAAGACAGAUUUCAGUGCACGAUGCUUUCUGGACCAAUUUGAAGACGACGCUGAUGGGUUUAUUUCCCCCAUGGAUGACAAAAUACCAUCAAAAUGCAGCCAGGACACAGGGCUUUCAAAUCUUCAUGCCGCUUCAAUACCUGAACUCUUGGAACACCUUCAGGAAAUGAGGGAAGAAAAGAAAAGGAUUCGGAAGAAACUUCAUGACUUUGAAGACAAUUUCUUCAGACAGAAUGGAAGAAAUGUACAGAAGGAAGACCGCACUCCAAUGACCGAAGAAUACAAUGAAUACAAGCACAUAAAAGCGAAGCUGAGGCUCUUGGAGGUGCUCAUCAGCAAGAGAGACACUGAUUCCAAGUCCAUGUAAGCACCAGCCCAGCCCCGUAAGGGGCUGUUGGUUGCAGAGCAGAUUUACUGUUCUGGUAAAGAGCAGCUCUGAAAGGCAGCCUCAGAGCUGGCCAUGCCCAGCAUGCAGCCCUUCUGCCUCCAGCCCAGCCCUGUUUCCAUUGCCUGCCUUAGCAACUGCUUGGAGGAUGACAGUGACCGACUGCAGCACUGCACAGCAGGAAAGCGCAGACUGCCAGGCACACUUCCGCUGUAACAGGAGCUUCUCUAACUCUAGCAGUGCUGCGUCACUGCAGCAGACACCCAGUCACCGAGAUAUGCCCUGUGCUUCCCGGGGUAACUGAGAAACAUGAGCUCGUUCUUGUUCUGUGAUGAAAACAAGCUCAGGACCUUAUUCCACAGAGCAAACUUGCAGUGGAGGGCUGUGCUCUCCCCCCGGACCCAGCUGUCACCGUGCUUUGGAGCCCUGUUUGCUGCUUUGGCCAUUCUAGUGUCCUUUCCACAGAGCUGCGCCUCCCCCACGCGCCUGAGCAGAUCCCCUUCGGCUCUCAGGUAGUUGGAAGCCACUGCCGCCCACAGGGGCAGUACAGGCAUCUAUUUGAGAGUGUGCUUCUUCAGGACGUCCUGGUCUGGCAACGCACCUCAAUCCCCGGUGAGGGCGGGAUCUGCAGAGGACAGAGGGACAGCAGCAGCCAUAUCAGGGCUGAUUUUUAACAGCAGGUAACAGGCGAAGAGCCUGCAGCCUGUUCUCUGCACAGUGACUGCACUGAGCCGUCUCCGGUUUUAACAUCCAACUCUCAAUGAGGCCAGCAUGCCUACAAGAUAGCCUGCUUGGUGGUGGCCCUAGCCAAACAUUAAGUCUUGCUUAAUUCUAAGCUAAAACGCUGAGGAUCAAGGGAGAGGCAGCCUGGGUCUUCUGCCUCCUGAACACUUAACCAGAUUUUAAUUUUUUAAAAAAGUAAAUCUGCACUAAAAUCCCCAGACAGGUAACUAGCCCUAAGAGCUAUAGGCAGAAUCUUAAGUCAAACUAUUUUCAAGAUCAUGUAUAGAAAGAAAAAAAUAAUGGUGUGUGGCCAACUAUGAUUCUAAGUUUUCAAAGACUGUGAUACAAAGCUGUCUAUAUUAGACGUUUUGGAGGGACCAGGGAAUUUGACACCAAAUCAUUUAUCUCUUCGGUGUGCUUGAUGUCACCUUGUGAUUUGUUCUUCACCUUCUGUGUCUGCCCUGGGGAAAGUGGGGUCAGGUCUGCCUUUGUGUUCGUGAGGCAGAGCCCAGUGUGGCUGGUGGACAAGACAGUGUCCAGCAGGGCUGCCCUCCUCUGCUGCUGAGUUGCCUUCCUAAAGGGCGCAGUUCCCAUCUUAAUAAAAAGAAAAGGAAGAGAACAUAAAACUCUACUGACCUUGUUAGUUGUAAAACUGGGUCUUGAAAGCACCUGGUGGACUGCACACCACAGCAGUCUGGGGCGGACCAGAGGGCACAGCUCUGCCAGUUGAGAGCUGUUUAACUGAGCGUGGGGGAAAUGAGGGCUUUGAGUUCUCUCUCAGUCAUACAGAAGCAUGAGCUGUGUGUCAGAAAUCCUCAGCUUAAAUCUACACACUUAAAGAUGGUACAGAACUCUAUAAAUUUAAAUGUACAUGAAAAUAUAGUUUGAUAUUCUUUGCUCUACUGUUUACAUUGCCGAUUGCUAUAAUUUCAAGGAGUUAUAAAUAAAAUGAUGCACUUUAGGAUGUUUUCUAUUUUUGAAAUCUGAACGUGAAUCAUGCACAUGACCAAAAAUUGUAUUUUUUAAGAAAUACAUGUUUAGUCUGUCCUUUUCAAGUACUUAUUCUCUUUAAAAAGCUAUGAUAUAAAUCAUUACCAGUUAACUUUUAAAGCACAUUCAGUCUGAGUGUUGUUUUGAAAAACUAUAAAUUUUUUUAAAGCUACAUAUAGGUGAGAAGCUACUAGAUGUUUUGAAAUCUGUUGUUUCUGCCAAAGGUAAAUUAAAUAUAUUCCAAAAUUCAGGCGUCCCCUUUCAAAUUUGUAUGAAAUUCAUUUCAAUAAAAAAAAAAAAACACGGUUACAAUAAAAAAGUGUAUGAAGUGUUUUCCUUUGCAGUUUCUAACCUACAUUCUUUAUAGAAUGGAGCUCAGUGCAGCGGGGUGGGCUGCUUAUUCCAGAUCAUUUUUGGAGGCAUGUUACAAAGCAGUUUCUGGCUCUGCCAGAAACGCCAAGGCGAAUCUGUUUCCCUAGCAACCGUUUCUGCAGCCCAGCAUCACCAGGCACUGGAGGCCAGUGUAAUUGGCUUCACAGACAGAAUGCUCUGGGCUGGGGUUGCUCCUCUGCUCUCUUGGGACCGUGUGUGUUUAUUAGCACAUGCCAACAAAAUAAAUGUCAAGGGUUAUUUAAUAGCAAUGAUAAGUAAAGGUAAAGCGUGAGUAAACUUGAUUAU